AGUGUAGCGUACUUUGUACACGCGCAUAAUAUUGUUGCAGUAUCGAGUUUCAGACUGUGAACAUUUCUACAGCUAAAAACAAUACCACACGCAGUUAUGACAACUGGAGGUUUCGAUUGCAGGAGCUACGAUUUAAAUUCCUACGCCUCUAAUAUCCUAAAGAGACGCAUUGAGCGUUUCAGCACUGUAUACGCGUGCUGCUUCAUCACAGCUGCGGAGGCGGCCCUUGCCGAUGGCGUGACAGAUGCACCGGCCGAGGGGGAAGCGCCCACAGACAUGCUUCUGACAGCCAGCAGCACAGGCGAUCUUAGGCUCUACUGGCUGUCUGAUCUGGUUCAAAAGUGGACGGCCACCACCGCCUCCGGAGCCUCCACCACCACGUUUCCCCUGCAGGCCCCUGAGGCCGCCAGCUGCGGCAGCUGGGCGGCCCACCAGGGACCCGUGUACUGCCUCGCUAAGGUCCACACAGGCAGCGGCUUGGUGAUCCUGAGUGGCGGAGACGACGGCUACGUGCGGGGCUGGCUGAUGUCGGACGUGCUGCGGCACGUACAGGCGGCCACUAGGGACCCUCAGCGGAACACGACCCACAGCAGCGCCGCAACCGCAAACGAGACGCACCAGCACCAGCAACCCGGACUCCAACACCGGCACCAGCAGGCUUCGGAGCUGGGCUCCACGGCACCUGCUGGGCCCCCAGCCCAUCUGGCGGUGCGUAUGCCCCGGGCGGAGAGCCCUCUGGCAGCUAGCUCCCUGCCCCCGGCAGUGCAGGCCCUGGCACCUGGCAGAGCGGGCAGCGGCGCCGUGGGGGUCUUUGUGGGCUGUAGCGACGGCGGUGUGCACUGUCUGGAUCUGUCGUCCGGCGGACCCGUGGGUCACUUUUCGGGGCCUGGUCACGUGGCGGCGGUGAUGGCUAUGGACUUGCACGAGCCCAGCAGCUGCCUGGCGACCGGCUCGGAGGACGGAACCGUGCGGCUGUGGGACACGCGGGCGGCAGCGGCCGGGGGGGGCGGCGGUGCGGGCCGCUGUGCUCGCGUGCUGGAUGGCGCUGCGGGUCGCGAUGUGGCGGGCGGUGGCGGCGGCGCCGAGGUGCUGCGCUGCCUGCGCAAUCCCCCGGUGACCUGCCUGCGGUUCGACACCAGCGGCAGCUGGUUGCUGUCCGGACAGGGGGGUGCCGCUGGCGGCGGGGGCGGGACGGGCGCUGGGGGCGGCAGCCUCGGCAUGUGGAACCUGGGCAUGGUGCAGCGAGUACGGCAGGCGCCGACGAGCUUUGUACCGCAGGCCAUGGCAGUGCAGCCCGCGGAGGUCCUGGUGGUGGGCAGUGAGCAGGUCCUCAGCAGGUACAGCUGGGGCCUGGAGGGGCCCGCGCAGCAGCCCCUGACCACCCGCUCCGCGUUCGCACUGGACGUGCACCCGCUCACCGGUGCGGUGGCGGUAGGCGGAGUGGGGGCGUCCCUGGAGCUGCUGUCCAAGUACGGCAAACGAACCGGCGGCCUUGCCUUCAUAUCGGAUGAGGACUGA
Messenger RNA from Volvox carteri f. nagariensis, 1518 nucleotides. RefSeq lists its product as uncharacterized. The record is from RefSeq and is a predicted model, not a curated record. The transcript has 7 exons. Gene Ontology annotation, cellular component: transcription export complex; THO complex. NCBI's taxonomy places the organism in Eukaryota, Viridiplantae, Chlorophyta, Chlorophyceae, Chlamydomonadales, Volvocaceae. The coding region runs from base 97 to 1518 and encodes 473 amino acids. Gene Ontology annotation, biological process: mRNA export from nucleus. Gene Ontology annotation, molecular function: protein binding.